Polypterus senegalus (gray bichir) is the source of this 3740-nucleotide messenger RNA. It is a transcript of the gene myct1a, whose product is annotated as myc target 1a. NCBI's taxonomy places the organism in Eukaryota, Metazoa, Chordata, Cladistia, Polypteriformes, Polypteridae. The record is from RefSeq and is a predicted model, not a curated record. Gene Ontology annotation, cellular component: nucleoplasm. The transcript has 2 exons. Bases 448 to 1035 code for a protein of 195 amino acids.
GCACAUCUGUAGCGAGUACAGCGCCGCUGUUUCUCUCACUCGCUCUCGCUCUCGCUCUCUCUCUCGCUUUUCUUUUUUGGUGUAAAAAGAGAGAGAUUAAGCCCCUUGGCUUUCGCAGAUGGAAUCUCCAGCAGCCGGCCAGUUUAAACUGACGAAGCUGCUCUCCGCAUUGUUCUUCGUUAAUUAAACACGAGGAAAUGACGGGAAAGGAAACUAUUCCAUUAAUCCGGAAUUCUGCGUUUCGCUGAUAAAAACGCUCCGUUGCUAAUUUAGGUUGAAAAGCAGGAAACGGGAUAGUGAAGUUUCCUUUUUCACAAACAAAAAAGAAAAAAAGACAGCGACGUUGGAGGAAGGCAGUUGUAUCGUGGAGCUGUGCGAACUAAGCGUAUAACAAGUUGCAUGUGAUUUUCUUUGCUCUUCUGCUUUGGGGACACUUGCCAGGGUGUCAUGGCUAAUAAUGACACUGAAGUCCAAUCGAACGUAAAGUUGCCCGAAAACUUUUUUGAGAACCUUAUACUUUCUUUCAGCCUAUCUAUGCUGGUAGGCCUGAUCAUUGGUGCCUUGAUAUGGCUCUUCUUGACAUGGCUAUCUCGACGUAAGGCCUCAGCUCGCAUCUCUGGGCGAAACUCUCGUCAAGCCCGACAUUCCUCCCACAACUUAAUACACUGUCGGUCGGGUAUGUACCGCAACAGCAGUUAUGACCGGCGAAGUAACAACAGUCUGGCAAGUGCCGCUGCUCUCACAUUCCAGCGACAAGCUUCUCUGGAGCAGCCAGACCCAUUUGCCAGGAAGCCUAGUUUCAGAGCCUCCACAUUUCACCCUUUGCUGCAGUGCAGUCAGAUUGCCCGGGAGGCAGAAGAAAGCAAUCAAUCAGCACUUCCCAGAAGUAACACAGGCUCGUCAAUAAAUACCAGCAAUAUGGCCCGUCCGGAGUCCUUCUGGUCGAACAGCAGUCUUCGGGGUUUUCAUGCCACACACACACCUCCUCCUGCAUAUGAAACUGUUAUACGAGCAUUUCAAGAAACAUGCAACUGAGUGUACUGGAGACAAAAUGAAGUGUGGGAGAGUAAAUAAAAUGCAAUUUAUGUUUUAUUUAACCAAAUAUUCUAAUAAAUUUGGAAUGUAAGGUAGCAGAGCUACACACCUUAAGGACUGAGAUAUCUACUGAUCCAGUGGUAACCUCAAAGGCAGAAGAAGAAUACAUGACAGUAAAGCAAAUGUGGUGUACAUCAACCUCCAAAGUUUGUGAGAAGAGGCCUAGUGUUUCUGUAAUAUGGGAUUUUUUAAGGCAUCUUUAUAACUUAUCUACUGAUCAGCUGUUAGCGAUUUUGGAAACCUUGUGAUUUUACUGCACAGAGACUGCUCACUCAGUUUUUAGUUUGUCGAAAUAGUGGACUGAAUGUCUUUAUAACAACAAUUGUCUUAACAGCUAAAUUUAAUAAAAUAAUCAAAAGGUGACUCAUACAGUAUCUUACAUUUUGUAAAGUUGCAUAUAAAGGUAAUUUUUUCUGCUUGUUCUGAGGACUUUAGGCAGCUGUUUUUUCAUCUCUGCUGUGGGUGCUUUUUAUUUUAAGCUUUUAUGUUUAUUAUACAUGCAUUGUAAAGGCUGAUACUCACCUAAUUAAAGUAAAACCUUUUAUUAAAAAAUAACUGUUUGGGGUUAUGGCCAAGUCAAGGGCCUUUUCAAAAGUAUCAUUUAUUGCAAUGAUCUCCAUGUCCAUAUGCAGUUCAUCUAAAUAAAGCAAGUAUGGCAAUACAUUUUUUUUAAAUUAACUGAUUUGCAAAGAUUCCUGUAAUCAUGUAUUGCAAAAAAAUUCUAAAUAUGCUAAAGGAGCGCUUCAGCCAUGGUCUCCUUUACGUAUCCUAAAUCAAUAAAAUUAAUUAAUUUUAGUUUAUUCUUACAUUUUGCUGCAAAUAGGCUCUUAUACCAUACAUUAAUUAAAAUUUCUAUUAAGUCGAAUUUGUUCACUGUGGUUGUCAGACUCUGUCAAGAUUGUGUCUUGUCAGCACUCGUAUUUGUUGUUUUCAUGGGCAGGAUAUCAAUGUGCAGUGUUGAGCUGGGAAGGUUAGGGGUAGCAUUGUUGCUUUAUGCAGUUGAUGUGCUCUUUCACUCAUCUGACUGUGACAUUCAGCACACACUGCGUGGGAUUCGCUUCAGAGUGUAAAACAGCUGGGCAGUAGAGGUUACGGCUGUCUCUCAGAAGAGAGUAGAUUGUUCUAUCCAGGUGUCAGGGGACAACUGCACUUACUGGAGGAGUUCAAGAUCGGAAAGUGGAUUGGAGCGACACCUGCUAUUCCGCAGGUGCUGUUCCAGUGUGGGGUGGUAAAGCAGGAGCUGAGCCUAAAGACAAAGCUCUUGGUUUACCAGUUAAUCCACAUCCCUGUCCUCACUUAUGGUCAUGAGCUGUAGGUAUUGACCAAAAGAAUGAGAUCAUGAAUACAAGUGAUAGAAGUCAGGUUUAUUUGCAGGGUGGCUGAGCUGGCACUCCGUGAUAGAGUAGGAACCGCAGAGAUUUUGGAGAGCCUCAGAGUAGAGUCGCUGCUAUUACAGAGUGAGAAGAGCCAGUUGAGGUGGUGAGGUGGUUUGGGUUGGGAGCCACCCCCCACAAACGCUUAAAAAAUAUGGUUCUUUAAUGGCACUUUAUAAUUGUUUACUGGGUUGUGUGGUUCCUUGUAGAACUAUUGUUUGACAAAGCACCCUUUCAUUCUAAGAAGUGUUCUUUACAUGUGAAGUUGGUUCCUUGUGCUUAGAAAAACUUCCUAAUGUGUGGAAAAAACUGAAAUCUUUAAUGUAUGUUAAGCUACCUAGUAGGACACUUAACUGUAUAGGGCUUGUUAUGGAUCUUAAUAAAUAAAGGUUCUUUCUGGAUUGUUCAUGUGGAUGGGUCUUUUGGGAUCCAAAAAUGGUUCCCCUAUGGCAUCGCUCUGAAGAGCCACUAUGGCACCUUUAUUUUUUAAGAGUGUAGAGCUGCUCUGUGCACAUCCCACUGGAGACCAGGACACACUGGAGGGAUUAUAUCUUCCAUCUGGCUUGGCAAAUUCCCCAGAAAGAGCUGGAAUCUGUAGCUGGGGACAGAGAAGUCUGGGUUGACUUCCUCGGCCUGCUGCCACCACGAUCAUAGCCAGGAAAAGCAGAUAAGACAAUGAGUUAAAAGGGGAUGAGAUAUAAAAACACAGAACUAUAUAACCACACAACAAUGUCAUUCUUCAGCAUAUAGAUCUGUUUAGUUAAGAAUAAUAAAUAGAUUCAUAAACCUUCACUAAAAUUGAAUACAAGUAAUGUGAACAAAAGAAUUAGCCAAUGGAGACCCAGUCAAGUAAAGGAUAAUCAAAACUCAAAUAUUAUAUUACAGUCCGAUUAGGUAUGAUGUCUUCAAGAUUUUGUUGCAAAAGAGCAUCUAAACAGCAAAUAAUUGCUGAGCUUUACUCUGAGCAGCUCCUAUACGUCCAAAGACUUAGCAUUAAGUCAAUUACUCUGCCCUGUGGAUUAAGGUCUUAUUCUGCAUUUCUGUACAUGCUGUGAUAAACUGGCAUACAAUCCAGUCCAAUUUGUUUCUCCUUUUUUUCUCUGUAAUCUAUUUUUUUUAUGUGUUUGUUUAAUCUUGUUUACUGCUUUUAUUUUAAUUAUUAUUUUCAUUAUUGACAAUGUUUUUUUAUUCAUUAAAACCCUUUGAGCUACAGUUAAUCUGUAUGAAUGGUGCUAUGUAAAAUAAUAAAUACAUACACUGAAUGCCAUGAAA